AAGAGGAGCGCAGCCCGUCGGCGCGCCGGGCUAGAGCUCUCGGAGAAGCGGGAUCGCGGGACCUGCGCGCGGGCGGGCGCUCUGCGCGGUCCGAGGCAGCGGGCCGCGCUCCCCGGCGCAGCAGCAGCAGUAGCAGCAGCAGUAGCAGCAGCAGCAGCCCCCGCCCGCGGCGAGACCGAGGCGAGCCGCCGAGCCGAGCGUAGCCUCGGGACAGAGGCCGGGCGAGCGGGCGAGCGGGCGAGCGUACUUUGCCGCGGACUUUGCGAGUGUUUUGUGGAUUUUUACAUGCCAAGCCGCCAAGAUGAUGUCCAUGAACAGCAAGCAGCCUCACUUUGCCAUGCAUCCCACCCUCCCUGAGCACAAGUACCCGUCGCUGCACUCCAGCUCCGAGGCCAUCCGGCGGGCCUGCCUGCCCACGCCGCCGCUGCAGAGCAACCUCUUCGCUAGCCUGGACGAGACGCUCCUGGCGCGGGCCGAGGCGCUGGCGGCCGUGGACAUCGCGGUGUCCCAGGGCAAGAGCCACCCUUUCAAGCCGGACGCCACGUACCACACGAUGAAUAGCGUGCCCUGCACGUCCACGUCCACUGUGCCGCUGGCGCACCACCACCACCACCACCAUCACCACCAGGCGCUCGAGCCCGGUGACCUGCUGGACCACAUCUCGUCGCCGUCGCUCGCGCUCAUGGCCGGCGCGGGGGGUGCGGGCGCGGCGGGCGGCGGCGGCGGCGCCCACGACGGCCCCGGGGGCGCAGGCGGCCCGGGGGGCGGCGGUGGCCCGGGCGGCGGCGGCCCCGGGGGUGGCGGCGGCGGCGGUGGCCCGGGCGGCGGCGGCGGCGGCCCGGGCGGCGGGCUCUUGGGCGGCUCGGCGCAUCCGCACCCGCACAUGCACGGCCUGGGCCACCUGUCGCACCCCGCGGCCGCGGCCGCCAUGAACAUGCCGUCCGGGCUGCCGCAUCCCGGGCUCGUGGCCGCGGCGGCGCACCACGGCGCGGCGGCGGCAGCGGCGGCGGCGGCGGCCGGGCAGGUGGCAGCGGCGUCGGCGGCGGCUGCGGUGGUGGGCGCGGCGGGCCUGGCGUCCAUCUGCGACUCGGACACGGACCCGCGCGAGCUCGAGGCGUUCGCCGAGCGCUUCAAGCAGCGGCGCAUCAAGCUGGGCGUGACGCAGGCCGACGUGGGCUCGGCGCUGGCCAACCUCAAGAUCCCGGGCGUGGGCUCGCUCAGCCAGAGCACCAUCUGCAGGUUCGAGUCGCUCACGUUGUCGCACAACAACAUGAUCGCGCUCAAGCCCAUCCUGCAGGCGUGGCUGGAGGAGGCCGAGGGCGCGCAGCGUGAGAAAAUGAACAAGCCGGAGCUCUUCAACGGCGGCGAGAAGAAGCGCAAGCGGACUUCCAUCGCCGCGCCCGAGAAGCGCUCCCUCGAGGCCUAUUUUGCCGUACAACCCCGGCCCUCCUCGGAGAAGAUCGCCGCCAUCGCCGAGAAACUGGACCUCAAAAAGAACGUGGUGCGGGUGUGGUUUUGCAACCAGAGACAGAAGCAGAAGCGGAUGAAAUUCUCUGCCACUUACUGAGGAGGGUGUGAGACGCCGGGUGGGGCACACUGGGGAGCUGAGGGGUGCGUUUCUGGGGUUCUCUCUGGCCUACUUCCCCUCAUUUAGAGUGUCUGUUAUCCUGCCUGCAUUUGGGGAGUUCCUUUACUUGCCUUUCCCUCAGCCCCACACUGCACCCUGCCCUUACUGUCCCCCAGCCUAGAGAAGGGUGUGGGUGUGGAGAAAGUUUGCGACGGCAGAAGGAGAGAAUGGGGGGCGUUUAGGUGAGCAGGGCGUGGGGGUGAAGAAAAGCAAAGACUAGAGCUGGGGGUUUUGAGAAGCAGGAUGGUUCUGGGGACUAGGGUGGGACGGGAAGAUGGGGGAAGAACUGGGGAUAGACAGAUAUCUUGACCAGAGACACUUACAAAAAUCAUCUGGGGACCAAGGAACUAUGUACAAAGACAAAACUACCAACCAUCACCAAAAAACAAAGCAUAAAACCCUAGACAAAUAAAGAGGGGGGUGGGAGACAAAGAAGGAGGCUUUAGGAAUUUAACUCCUGGGAGCAGUAUUCUGCAGCUUCGUUUAUCCCCAAGGAAGAGAAAACAGCAAUACCAUUACUACCACCACUCCAACUUCCCAAGCACAAGUGAGUCCUACAGGAAAACCAAACAACCCGGACCUUGAGCUUCUGGGGAGGAAGGUAGUUGUUCUGUGUUUAACUCUCCCUUCUAAAAUCCUACACCGUAUGUGCGCUCUUUGAUUCAUUUCCUCUUUUCCAAAGAGACUCCAAGGCUUCAGCCCAGCAGCUGGACCUUAGCUUACAUGCGCUUUGGGAAGCUGCCUGGUCAUUCACACCGAAUCUUCACUUUCCAGGAGCCAAUGGCCACAGCCUUGUGGCCUGGUCUUGGUCAGGUGAGGGUCUUUAGGCCAUGAGAGCCCAAAAGACAGAAAUUAGGUUCUCUGAAAAAAAUAUUUGUUCUGGGAUAAUUAAACGAUCUUAACACCUACAGUAGGGUUUUACUUUUAUAUAUUUGUUCAUGCAUCCAUGAACAAAUCUGAAACGUUUUUUUUCCUUCCACCCUACUUACAGAACUUUACCUUCAUGUGCCUGCCCUGUUUUCCGGAUUCAAACUCUACUGACACUUAUUAAUUUAGAUUGAAUGAUAGGGUGGGAGAUCAUAGGGAGGAAACUUCCUUCCAGUUCCACUUUUCUCCACUGAAUACAAUCUCACUUUUCUAGGUCCCUGUCUCCCUCCCUUGGAGAACAUGAAGUUGUUGAAAAGCUGAGAAGUUUCUGCUUUCAUUUGGGGGCAGGAGUCCCAUGUAAGAAAAAUCACCUAAAAUCCCAGAAGAAAGGAAGAGAUUUAAAGAUUUAAAGCCCCUCCCACCCUGUUCGUUUCAAAUAGGUCUGCACUUAUCCGGGAAAGCAGAAGUGUUUCCCUGUUGUUCUUGUGUUGUUCAAGGAUCAUUUAUUACCAGGGAUAAACGCUGAGUUGCAGAAACUUCAAUUUGCACUAUGAGUUUCCAAAAUAGAAAAUCAUGUAUGGUAUCUCAUACUAAUAAUCCAAACUGCUGAUAGAUUUUUUUUAAAUGAGAAAGACAGUUUGAGAAAGGAAAAAAAAAAAAACAAGAAAUGUGGUCUAGUGAAAUGCCUGCUUUGUUGUGUAUACGAUACUGUUUGGAUCUCAUGUGGAGAUGGUUUCUUACUAUCAUGUAACCACAACCGAAGAGGAAAAUGGAAGAGAUGAGGGGGGGAGCACUGUCUAGGAAGACUGAAAUCAUGCAUGGUCUGAAAGGUGCAGAAGGAAGUACGAUUAGGUCUCACUCUGGGUAGGCGUUGUUGUUUAUUUAAUUAUGUCGUAUGUCAUUGUUUGCAGCACAAAACAUUCUAUGCAUUUGAAACUGAGCACUAAACUGGGCUAGCUUUCUGAUAGACCGUUUUGUGGAUAGUGUGAUCUCACAGUCUACUUACUGCCUGUUUCCACUGAAAACACAACAUUAUUGUAAAUAUUUUCUUUCAUGCACAGGCUCACACAGUGGUUACAAACUGCCAGUGUUAAUCCUGAAAUGUCUCACCGACUGGUCCUCCUCCUGUCCAUGUUGUGUCUGCAGAGCUUUCUCCUUGGUUAUGUCUUUGCUCUAUUGCCCCCCCCACCCCACCCCACCCCAUCAGAACCAUUUCUGUGCGCCAACAUACAACAGGGAGGUGUGUCCCAGCACACUUCCAAAUAAAACGUGACUGAAAGAAGAACAAUUUUAUGAUCUGGGUGCAUUUUUGUGUUUACAUUGAGCCAAGUCCUGGUAGAGCCGGUCAACAAAUGAGACAACCAAAACAAACCAAAACAAACCAAAAAACAAAACAAAGCAAAAAAAAAAAAAAAAAACAAAACCCACAUCAAACAGACAGCCGCAAACAAACAUUAAAAUCAAAGAAGAAGGGGAAAGGGGGAGUCAGCAGGAAUGAAAGGGUGAGAUUUAUUUAUUUUUUUCUACAUGAGAGUUCAGUUUCAGAUAACUCCUGUAAGAUGAAUUGCUUGUCCAUUUCCUCAAACUUUUAAUCUUAAUUCCAGAAGCUCUUAAGCCACUGCACCCUGUUCAGAGCGGUGAGGGAAAGCUGUAAAUAAUCAGGCACCUGAAAGACAUUUAAGUCAUGGUCAGGGACACAGGCAUCUAAGGUUUGAAUGUGCUGUUCUACUCUAAAAACACUUCUAAAAACUGUUGUAACUAAACGACUUUUCCUUAGCAGUUAAUACAUUUUAAAAGUAUUCUUUGAUCUGCCCCAAUAACUUAUCAAAUGCUUCUCUUUAUUUAGAACAUUUUGCAUACCACCUAUUGCUUCAGAUUGACAAGAGAUUUUCUUUCUUCCUUCCUUUUCUUUCCUUCCUUCCUUCCUUCCUUUCUUCUUUUCUUUUUUCUUUUCUUUCUUUUUUCUUUUUUUGUGACCUGGAACUAGAUCAAAUGCCAAAUGUACAAACUUUCUUAAUAGUUGGGACUAUAUCCUCUGAAGUCAUCUUAUUUUAGCUAAAUCUUUUUAACUUCACCGGCAUAUCUGUGAAAGAAAAGUGAUGUUCAGAAAAGAAUAGUACAUUUUAAAAAGGUGUGAUUUUAAAACAGUUGUUAAUAUUUUAAAAAGCACUAGAGGUAUUUUUAAAAAUAGAUCUCUUCCAUCAAAAUUGGUUUGUUUCUGUUAUUGACUUGAAAUAUCAUCAGAGUUUCUAAUAAAAUACAUUUGUAAAAACACAUUAUUUUAUAGAAAAGUAUGACCAGAUUUCAUUGUUGGAGAUCCAGGAAUGAACAAAUAAAAAGAUUAACGAAGGUUGUUUUUCUAAUAAUCUGCUCAAACAGAAAUGUUGCAGGCAAAUACAUUUGUAUUAUAUAAUAAUGGAUAAUGUAUGUAUUAAGAAUUUAAGCAUUUGUUUUGUAUUAAGUAAAUCCUUGCCCAGUACUUAAAAAAGAGUAUUAUGCUAAUAAAACAUCAUGAAAAUGCAUUGCUUUGCAGGGUUUCCUAUUUUAUGUAGUAGGAAACUGUGCAAAACUUAAAAAAAAAAGUUUUGCUUUCUAGUAAGUUGGAUGUGUACAGAACAGGAAGGAAUGGUAGAGCUCUUUUAAGACUCCUUUAGCCGGCAGCCGAUGGCAAAUUUUAAAAGGAAAGCCCUGAAGAGAAGGCAAUGGUUUGCUGCUCUGUGGUAGUUUAGCCUUUCCAAGUUCUCUGGUUCCAAAAGUCGGGAAAACACGCGGAAUGGACUGCCUCCCAUAUCUACUAAUCGGUGGGGGGAAAAUGUGUGAGUCUGAAGUCCUCUAAAUAACACACGUUUCAAAAGGUAGGGGAACUAGGGUCCGAUUCUGUUUUAGUCUCUUAAGACACACAGGAGCAAAAUAGGAAAGCGGAAAAAGAAAAAUAUAUGCCUUGCCACCGAAAUGCUACCUUUCUCUUAAAACUGCUUUCUGAACUCUUCACGGGAUUCUGCUUUUUCUGUAGUUCUUAAGAAAGGAUGUCCCCAGCAUCCGUCAGCUAGCUUCUGGAUAGAUUUUUGUCUAAUGCGUGUUCUUAAAUUAUUCUGAACUUCAGUUAUAAACUGUUAAAUAAACAGUAGGCACCCACCGCA
This is a messenger RNA of Rattus norvegicus (Norway rat), 5634 nucleotides long. It is a transcript of the gene Pou4f1, whose product is annotated as POU class 4 homeobox 1. Lineage: Eukaryota; Metazoa; Chordata; Mammalia; Rodentia; Muridae. Bases 302 to 1567 code for a protein of 421 amino acids. Gene Ontology annotation, cellular component: cytoplasm; nucleus. Gene Ontology annotation, biological process: regulation of DNA-templated transcription; spermatogenesis. The transcript has 2 exons. Gene Ontology annotation, molecular function: DNA binding; DNA-binding transcription factor activity, RNA polymerase II-specific; DNA-binding transcription factor activity. The record is from RefSeq and is marked validated.